Messenger RNA from Diversispora eburnea, 627 nucleotides. The record is from the annotation of a GenBank genome assembly. Lineage: Eukaryota; Fungi; Glomeromycota; Glomeromycetes; Diversisporales; Diversisporaceae.
AUGCUAAGCAAUUUCUUAACUCUUCCUGAUGGUCGAUAUGUAUCUUCUGGGAGUCAUUGGAUUGGAACUGUUUCCAGAAGAAAUCAGAUCAGGCUAAACACUUAUGAAGUUUACAGAAAGUAUAAAACUUCAUAUGCCAACGUAUACAAUAAUGUGUUUAUAUACUUUGAUAUAAAUCGGGUUAAUUAUCUAUGUAGAAGAUUGCAACAUAUAUUUGAUAGACACAAAGAAGUUUGGGAAUUUACCGAAAAUGACAAUUGGAAUAAUCAAAAUGAGGAGAAACUUCGGAGAACCCUUCAAGAAUGUGUAACACCACCACUAUUCAAAUUACGUGCAGUUGUAUUUACAGUAUAUGAAGACAUCCUCGAUGGAAUUGCCAACUCGGAAGUUGAAAGGGAUGACUUAAUUAAUCUAUUUUUACAAAUUUGCAAGGAUGAUGAGAACAUUUAUAGUGAUGAAGUAUAUAACCAAAUUGCGGACUUUUUUGAACUGGCUGAAAGUUACAUUCCGUUGUCAUUCGAAGGGAGAGAUGAAAUAGAACCAGAAGACAAUUAUGAACUUGACUAUGAAAAAAUAAAGAAAAAGGCAAAAACUAUUCUGAGGGCACUUGAAAAAUCAAUAAUUUGA